This is a messenger RNA of Protopterus annectens (West African lungfish), 2334 nucleotides long. It is a transcript of the gene BRD7, whose product is annotated as bromodomain containing 7. The record is from RefSeq and is a predicted model, not a curated record. Lineage: Eukaryota; Metazoa; Chordata; Ceratodontiformes; Protopteridae. Gene Ontology annotation, cellular component: nucleus. Gene Ontology annotation, biological process: regulation of transcription by RNA polymerase II.
GUGUCACGUGACAGUGAGGUUCCCUUAUUCUGUUAAAGAAGGUAGUCGCGCGUUGCGUCACACAAGAGUCGGACAUAUGACUGCAGCGGCUUUUCUUUCCUGGGAGUCUGCAAUGGGCAAAAAACAUAAAAAGCACAAGUCUGAUAAGCAUCAGUUCGAAGCAGGAGAUGUGAUGACCCCAAAGUCACAAGAAAAAAUAUAUGUCAAGGAAAUGAAAAGUAUGGAAGUGGCAAAUUCACAAAAAGUUCUGCUUGGACGGCCCCCAUCUGCAAGUGUGUCCCAGGACUGGCAACAGCCUAAUGACUAUAUGGAUAAACCACUUAAGCUAGUUCUUAAAAUGGGAGGCAGUGAAGUUGCUGAGUUGUCCACAGGAACUGCUGGCAUCGAUUCAGCAUUUUAUGAGGAGAAACUAGACCAUGACAAACAUAAAGAAAAGAAGAAAAAGAAGAAAAAGAAAGGAGAAAAAGAGAAGCAUAUUGUCCCUGAAGAGAAAGAAAAAAAGAAAAAAAAGGUAGAGAAGAAAAAGAAGGUGCGUGAAAAUGCUGGAAAUUUAAUACUAAAAGAGGAACAAUGCCAUACACCACAGAGAGUGGACACACCAACAGAAAAACCUUUAGGCUCUCCAUUAGUAAAGCCUGAAGAGAAGGAGCAAACUCCUCUUCAGGAAGCUUUAAGCCAGUUAACACGACAGCUUCAAAGAAAAGAUCCUAGUGCCUUUUUUGCUUUCCCCGUAACGGAUUUCAUUGCCCCUGGUUAUUCUCAGAUCAUCAAACAUCCCAUGGACUUCAGCACUAUAAAGAGAAAAAUCAAGGACUUUGAGUACCAGACAAUAGAGGAACUGAAGGAAGACUUUAAGUUGAUGUGCGAAAAUGCAAUGACCUACAAUAAACCAGACACCAUUUAUUAUAAAGCAGCCAGGAAAUUGUUUCGUUCUGGAAUGAAGAUACUCAGCCAGGAGAGAAUUCAAAGUUUGAAGCAAAGUAUAGAGUUUAUGGCAGAUCUGGAACAGCCUGGCAGACAGAAGGAGAUGGAAGAUGUAAAACCCUCUGGUGAUGUCUUGAAGAUUUUGUCAUCAACUCUGGAGCCCAUGGACAUACAAUCUGUAAAAAGUCCAAAAAUUGCUAGCAAAGAAAUUAAAAGGAAGGAGAAAGAUGCAAGCGAGGAUAAGAAUGACAUUAAGUUGUUGGAAAAGGAACUGGAGUACAUAAAUUACAUUAUUUAUGCAUCUGGAGGCAAGUUAUCUAAGAGAGAAAUCGACAGCCAUUUUCAGUUUGAAAGAAGAAAACCAGACGGGACAACAACCUUAGGAUUUGUCCAUCCUUCUGAGCCAUUUGCGAGAGGUCAGCCUUUACACAAAAAUGGUCACACACCAUCAAAGAUUGGAGCUCUGAGUGGAAAAUUGCAGAGUGGUGUGAACACAUUACAAGGCUUCAAAGAAGACAAAAGGAACAAAGUUACACCAGUGACCUACUUGAAUUAUGGGCCAUUCAGCUCUUACGCACCAACGUAUGAUUCUUCGGGUGCAAAUAUCAGCAAGGAAGAUUCUGAUCUUAUCUACUCAACAUAUGGAGAAGAUGUCAGUAAAGAGGGAUCACUGAGUAUUCAGGAAUACUUGAAUAAUGCAGAUAACUAUAUAAGCACCAUGGCAGACAAUUUUCUGGAUGUGCUGACAAAUGGACAACAUUCUAGAAUGCUUCGCGAGAUGGGAUUGACAGCCCAAGAAGGAAGGGAACUAAUUGAAGGAUAUGACAGAAUUCGUAAUCCAGAGAUAAUGAAAAAACGACUUCCGGAAAGAUUUGAUUCUGCCAGCCAUUGUAGUGAACGAUUUACAACACUGAAAACUGUAACUGGUUUCACAGCACAGCAAGAAGUAUUCCAGUCAAGAGAGGCUGAAGUGUUCCAGAGGAAACUUGAUGAGACAACACAGUUACUCCGGCAGCUACAGGAUACUCAGAAUGAGCGACUUAGUUCCAAACCACCUCCCAACACAGUUUGUCUUCUUGCACCGUCUGCAAAGGAAAUGCAGCUCGCUGACAGAGUAACCAGGAACCUUAAAGAUCUUGCACGUAAAGUGGCUCCUGGUAAUAUCUGCAGUGUGGCGGGAGUUCGAAAAGCUAUGGGCAUUUCACAGCCCUUGACAACAGUGGAUGCCAGCAUAAUGGACUUUGCUGAUGAUUUUUACAAUCCUACCAUCAACAGCAUUGAAACAUCUACUCCAAUUUCAUUGUGAUACUCAAUAGUAUUGUGUUCAUCUGGGUUCCCUGAUGCAGUUGUUUGAACAUUUUGGUGCUCCUUGUUUACAUAAUACUUUAUACAAUAAAGUUAUAAAAUAAG